AUGGUCGACUCAGAGACGGCCUCAAAGGCCGACAGGAGAGACAAAUAUAGCCCGGUGGAAGAGGAAAUAAGCAGGGUGCACCUGGAGACUCCCAAAUUGACCGACAGCGAUGAAGACGACAUCGUGGCGCGCAUGAACAAUCUCGACCCGCCGGUCACGCCAGAGGAGGUGAAGAAGGUCCGGAGGAAGAUUGACAUACGUCUUCCUCCGUUCCUCCUGAUCCUCUACAUGUUUACCUGGCUGGACCGCGGAGCUCUAGGGAACGCGGCGUUGAUGGGGAUCAGGGAGGACCUCGGGUUCUCCAGCAGGCAGUUCUCGCUCGCCGUCAGCAUGUUCUUCGUGGGAACCGCCAUUGCCGACUUGUUCACCAACAUUGGCAUGAGGUAUUUCCGUCCCUCGUUGUAUCUGGCUACAGCCAUGGGAGCUUACAGUACCUUGAAGAUUAUCUGGGGCAUUUUCGCAGCGCUUCAAGCGGUGGCCGGGAGUCCGCAGGGAAUGUAUGCCAUCCGGUUCUUUCUGGGCAUCUUCGAAGCCGCCUUCAUUUCGGGCGCACCGUAUCUGACGACUGUGCUCUACCCACGAGCGGAAUGGGGCCGUCGGAUCAGCAUCUACCUCUCAGCAACACCCCUUGCUGGCGCAUUCGGCGGUUGGGUUGCGUACGGAGUCUCCAACAUACCCAACCCCCGCGUCAAGCACUGGCAAGCCCUCUUCCUCAUCGAGGGCAUCAUCACGAUUCUGUUCGGGAUCCUCUGCCUCUGGGUCCUCCCCGACCGUCCGCACAACACCAAGUGGCUCACUCCGCGAGAGCGCGACGUCGCGACCUGGCGCAUGAUGAACGACGGGAACCGCACGCAUGGCAGGGUGAACUGGAGGCACACGGCGAACCAGCUCCGGGACUGGCGGCUGGCGCUGAACAUCGCCAUCUACAUGGGCCAAGUGCUCCAGACGUACACCAUCGCCACCUUUACGCCCAUCAUCGUGGCCACGUUUGGGUACGACAACAUCAAGGCGCAGCUGAUGACGGCGCCGCCGUACUGCGUCGCAUUCGUCAUGGUCUUCGUGGUGGGUUACGCCAGCGACAGGCUCAAGUCGUGCUCGGGCCUGCUGGUGGCCUGCUCCGCCGUCGCGGCCACCGGGGACCUCCUGCUAGCCGUGCUGCCGCACACGGCGGCGCGCGCGAGGUACGGCGCCACGUUCCUCAUCACCUCGGGGAUCCUGUCCGGCGUCACGCUCAGCGUCGGGAACAUCACGAGCAACUGCUGCGGAGACAUCAAGAAGGGCAUCGCGACUGGGCUGUUCCAGUCGUUUGGAAGCACCAUGGGCAUCGCCACCGGGUACCUCUUCCCGUCGACCGACGGGCCCAGCUACAAGACGGGGUUCUGGACGCUCUUUGCUGCCACGUGCUGGACCGGCGUCGGUGCCGCUUUCGUGACCGUCAUGAACAUUAGGGAGAACAGACGUCGGGAUCGGGAGUCUGGAAAGCCGCCCGAGGGUGUCGUGAUUGAUUAUGAUGAAGACGGCCAGAUGGAACAGCACCCAUACUGGAGAUACUACCGGUAA
Molecule: messenger RNA, 1560 nt
Organism: Colletotrichum spaethianum
Lineage: Eukaryota; Fungi; Ascomycota; Sordariomycetes; Glomerellales; Glomerellaceae
Product: major facilitator-type transporter hxnP
Exons: 3
Coding region: 1-1560 (519 amino acids)
Biological process (GO): transmembrane transport
Cellular component (GO): membrane
Molecular function (GO): transmembrane transporter activity
Source: RefSeq, a predicted model, not a curated record